Molecule: messenger RNA, 531 nt
Organism: Peronospora matthiolae
Lineage: Eukaryota; Oomycota; Peronosporomycetes; Peronosporales; Peronosporaceae
Source: the annotation of a GenBank genome assembly
AUGUUUAGAUUCGGUAAAGUCUUGUUUGCUGCGUUUAUCGUCACAACUAGCACUAGCGCUCACGUGAGAGGCACGGAGAACGAUGGGAGUUCGACCAAUCAAGCGCUCACUGACGACACGGAGGUCACAACCACACACCAGACCGGGGAGCUCGAUACCGUUCAGCCUGUGACCGACGACGCUGAAGAUGAAGAAGAACGAAUGUUUACCUGGGCAACGAAACUGAGAUCAAGCAUUCGGGGGAAGUGGAAGGCCAUGGAGAAGUCGAUCGAUAUGAAAACGAUAGAGCGUCUGGAAAAAAAGGAAGAACAGCUGAGAAAAAAGGCGCUAAACGAGAAGGCAACGGAAAUUGCCCGCAAGCGAUACGAUCUGUUCAUCAAGCAUGGAGGAGAUCCGAAACAGUACUACACGAAACUGGGACUGGAUGGUCAAGGACCGGCCGUCAAACUGAGACAUGAUCCUCGCUUCCUCGAUUAUCUGGCCUUCUCAAAGCAUUGGGGAAAAAAGAGAGACAUUCUCUCUCCAGCGUGA